Molecule: messenger RNA, 1479 nt
Organism: Caenorhabditis remanei
Lineage: Eukaryota; Metazoa; Nematoda; Chromadorea; Rhabditida; Rhabditidae
Exons: 4
Coding region: 1-1479 (492 amino acids)
Source: RefSeq, a predicted model, not a curated record
AUGUCUUCUAUCGUGAACACUCCAAGAGAAAAAACUGGACUCCUGGAGACCUCCCACGAGAACAUCAUCCAAAAAGUGGUCGGUGAGAUUCUGGAAACCGUGGAAAUCAUGGAACGUCUUCUGUCGGAUGUGGAGAGCAGUUUGGAUGCUCCAGAUGUAGUUGAAAUGGUCGUCGAAGCACCAGAGGCUUCACCAAACGUUGUCAACGUCAUCAAUGCAUCGGAAACUGUUGCUGAGCCUCCAAUCGAGAAUCCAGCAGAAGACAUCGAGAUUCUUGAUGUCCAGUCUCCAGAAUCUUCCACUGUCGUGACAAUUCAUUUCAAUCAUUCUCCAGAAGUCAUCAACGUCUCUGUUGUCGUCACCGGGUCUUCUGAUGAUUCUUCUGAAGUUGUCGCUGAGAAUUCAUCUGACGUCUCCAACUCCAGCAACCCCGUUGAUGAGACUUCAGAUGAAAACCAUCAGGCGGAAGUCGGUAACAACGCGCUAAGGGAGAUGACAAACCUUUUUAAUGUGUCUGGAGCGUCGUCCAAGAAGUUAGACAGUGGCCCGCCAGCAAAGAAGCAGAAGAUCGACAUGCCACUUCAGACAUCUACAUCAGAAGAUUCUGAUUCUGACGACAGCACUCAGAAUGCGAUGGCACCCACAUCAUCAACUCUCUCAGAAGCUCUGCUUCGAAUCACCGAUAGCGCAAUGCCUCCGAGUAUGCUGAAACAUCGGGAUGAUGGUGUCUAUAAGCAUUGUCUUGUCAUUGGAAAAAAGAUUCAAGAGGAGCAUUCCGAAGAGCAAAUCGAGAUGCUUAUUCAAAAUCCUCGACAGAGAACUGCACUCUAUAGAAGAUACUACGAGAACGGCUGGCUCCAUGAGCCCAGCAAGAGCCGUAUGGAACAGCUCCCGAUCUACGCGGCUCUCAUGGCUUCACUGACCAAAUCCGCUUUCAUGGAUGGCCUUCAACGUGACAAGAUGUGCACUGGCAAUGACAUCCAUGUCAAGAUUUUCGAGGCUUCUAGAAUCAAGGAUGCGGAGGUGGCUGAGCUUGUCAGACAAUACACGUCUGGACAGAAGACUGCGAAAAUGUUCGGAAUGGACAUAUGGGCGAUUCUGAAUAAUUAUGAGAAUGUGAUGGGAGUGAAGAAGGUUGCAACACUCGGAGACGUACCCGAUGGAGCGUACUUGGUAUGCUAUGGAGAGCUCCCCGACUUCCCUUCCAUCCAGUCCAAGCAUCUCACAUGUCUAAUUGUCAAUCCAUCCAAUCAAUCAAUCCGUCUCAUAUGUCAUCUCGACCAUUUUGUAAAUGGUGUGAUCGCCGGAGCGGCUUGUGGACGAUCUCAAGCCAAUUUUCCGUGUAUGUGGUUUGGUCCGACGGUGAAGCAGCCUUCUGGAGAUAUGAAGACUGCCAUCAAGUUGUCCGCGGCGUUCAGUGCUGUCACAGAUGGAAAAAGAGACGUCAAGGACAUCUAUGGUGUCGAUGGAUACAUCUAA